AUGGCUGAUCGCGGAUACGUCAAAAGAGAGGAGGAGGAUGAAGACGACGCCGAGGAGGAGCUUGACGAGACCGACUUCAAGGCUCAAAAAGAUGCCAUUUUGCUCGCGAUUGAUGUGAGCUCAUCAAUGAUGCAGCACCCGCCCACGACAAAGUCCAAGAAGGCCGAUAGGGACAGUGCUGUCGAGGCAGCUUUGAAAUGCGCCUACCAUCUUAUGCAGCAGCGCAUCAUCUCUAAUCCCAAAGACAUGAUGGGCAUCUUGUUCUUCGGCACGGAAAAGUCAAAAUUUCAAGAGGAAAGUGGUAGGGCCGGUUUGGGCUAUCCUAAUUGCUACUUGUUUACCGACCUCGAUGUUCCCGCUGCUGAGGAUGUCAGGGCACUGAAGACCCUGGUCGGAGCAGACGGAGAAGAGGCAGAAGAUGAAGAUGAGGUACUAGUGCCGGCAAAGGAGGAGGUCCAGAUGGCCAAUGUGUUUUUCUGCGCAAACCAGAUCUUCACUACCAAGGCAGCCAACUUUGGCAGCAGACGACUUUUCAUCAUUACAGACAAUGACGACCCUCACGCCAAGAACAAGGAUGCCAAAUCGGCCGCGGCUGUCCGCGCAAAAGACUUGUACGAUCUUGGAGUUGUAAUUGAGCUUUUCCCCAUUACCAGAGACGAGAAAAAGUUUGACCUUGGCAAAUUUUACGAUGACAUCAUCUAUCGAGACCUAGCUGCAGAGGCCAACCUCUCUGAGACCAGAAACUCAAAGUCCGGCGACGGCCUCAGUCUCCUCAACUCGUUAAUCUCAAAUAUUAACUCCAAAGAAACCCCCAAACGCUCCCUGUUCUCCAACCUCCCCUUGCAGAUUGCCCCUGGACUUAGGAUCUCAGUCAAAGGAUACAACAUCCUUCACCGUCAGACCCCAGCAAGAACAUCAUAUAUCUGGCUCGACGGUGAGAAGCCUCAGCUUGCCAACGGCGAGACAACACGCAUCGCUGAAGACAGUGCCCGAACCGUUGAGAAGGUUGAGUUCAAGAAGGCUUACAAGUUUGGCGGAGAGUACGUGCACUUCGCACCAGAGGAACAGAAAUCUCUCAAGGAUUUUGGCGCCCCUGUCAUUCGUAUCAUCGGCUUCAAGCCACGCUCAAUGCUCCCCUUUUGGGCGAGUGUCAAGAAGUCCACGUUCAUCUUCCCAUCGGAGGAGGACUAUGUUGGCUCAACCCGUGUCUUCAGCGCCUUAUGGCAGAAGCUACUCAAAGACAAGAAGAUUGGCAUCGCAUGGGCCGUCACCCGCGUCAACGCUAGUCCGAUCCUCGUCGCCGUCAUCCCUUCCCACGAGAAGUCUGAAGACGACUCAGGUACACCAUACCUCCCCGCUGGUCUUUGGCUCUAUCCGCUCCCCUUCGCCGACGAUCUGCGCGAAGGCCCCGAACCACCCAAUAAUCUUGUGGUUAGCUCCAACGAGCUCAUCGACAAGAUGCGUAUCAUCGUCCAGCAACUCCAGCUGCCGAAAGCCAUGUACAAUCCGAAGAAGUAUCCCAACCCAUCGCUACAGUGGCAUUACAAGAUUCUCCAAGUCCUGGCUCUCGAAGAGGAAUACCCGGAGAAGGCGGAAGAUCUCACAGAGCCAAAGUACAAGGCCAUCAGCAAGCGUGCCGGCGGCUACCUGGACGAUUGGGCCGAGACACUGCAGGACGAGACCAAGGUGGCGUUGGCAAAGGCGGCCAUCAAGCGCGAUGCGGACGACGAUGACGACGAGAGGCCGGCCAAGAGAGCGAAGGCCGCACCGAAAGCCGCAAAGGUUUCCGGGUCCGGGAUGACGACGGCGCAGCUCAAGGAUGCUGUGGCCAGUGGCGCUGUGAGCAAGAUGCUGGUUGCGGACCUGAAGGAGAUUCUGGCUGCGAGGGGACAGAGCACGGCAGGCAAGAAGAGCGAGCUGGUGGAGAGGAUUGAGGAUUGGGUUGAGAGCAAUGAUUGA
This is a messenger RNA of Colletotrichum orchidophilum, 1959 nucleotides long. RefSeq names its product ATP-dependent DNA helicase II. Gene Ontology annotation, biological process: cellular response to gamma radiation; double-strand break repair via nonhomologous end joining; cellular response to X-ray. Bases 1 to 1959 code for a protein of 652 amino acids. The transcript is spliced from 3 exons. Gene Ontology annotation, cellular component: nucleus; Ku70:Ku80 complex. NCBI's taxonomy places the organism in Eukaryota, Fungi, Ascomycota, Sordariomycetes, Glomerellales, Glomerellaceae. The record is from RefSeq and is a predicted model, not a curated record. Gene Ontology annotation, molecular function: telomeric repeat DNA binding; DNA helicase activity; damaged DNA binding.